This is a messenger RNA of Syngnathus acus (greater pipefish), 3239 nucleotides long. It is a transcript of the gene paxbp1, whose product is annotated as PAX3 and PAX7 binding protein 1. The transcript has 18 exons. Gene Ontology annotation, cellular component: nucleus. Gene Ontology annotation, biological process: mRNA splicing, via spliceosome; positive regulation of transcription by RNA polymerase II. Lineage: Eukaryota; Metazoa; Chordata; Actinopteri; Syngnathiformes; Syngnathidae. The record is from RefSeq and is a predicted model, not a curated record. Gene Ontology annotation, molecular function: DNA binding. The coding region runs from base 135 to 2849 and encodes 904 amino acids.
ACAUUUUGAGAAAGAAGAAGAAGCGCAUUCCGGUAGAAAAUGGCUCGUUCGGAGAAUCGUUGUUGUUGUUAACUCAGCCGUGGUCGAUCAUCGCACUAAACUCUAAGCAUGCUUGAUCUCCGCUGACAGGCAAAAUGUUUAAAAGGAUCAAACGCGCAAAUUUCCGGCGAAGAAACGAGUCCGACGAGGACGAGCGGGAGGAGAAUGUGCAGCCGAUGCUGGCGCCGACGUUGUUCGGGCCUGUUUUGGAGGAAGUCCCGUUCCUGGAGACGUCCAGCGGCAACAACGACGUUAGCUUAAGCCCAAGGAGCAAUGGCUUCGGGGCCACUUUUAAAAGCACCAGGAGGGACAAGAAGGUGAAAGACAGCGUUCCGACUGUCGUACCCACAAAAGCCAGUUUGCUGAGUUUCGACGAUGACGAAGAAGAAGAAGGACCAGAGGUCUUCCGAGUCAAGAAGUCCAAUCAUAGCAAGAAAAUAGUCAAGCAGCUGAAGAAAGAAUACAAGGAGGACUUGGAGAAGGGUGGUGCCGUCAAAACAGAAGCAGUGCCCCAACCUGUCAUUUCUGUCAAAGAAGAACCAGUCAGCAAAGUGAGCAGUGAGCAUGGCGAGGGCGAAAUGGAGGUUGAUAGUGCUGAUGAGCCGAGGGACGACGUGAGAGGCUGUCAAGUGCAGAAGAGCAGCAACACUGCAACGACAUUCAACACGCUCUCCUCCCUCAGCACUUUGAGACCUGGAGAGAUCCCUGAUGCAGCAUUCAUUCAUGCUGCCAGAAAGCGACGACAGCUAGCGAGAGAGCUCGGGGGAGACGCCCCGCUUGUCGAGACGGAAGCCCCUAAGAAACGUAUGGCGCAAGAAGACCAAGACUGCAGUGACGACGAAGAGGAAGAGAAGCGGAUCCGCUUCAGCGGCGUGCGGAGCAAAACCCAGAGGCAAAAGAUCGCAGAGGAGAUAGGUAUCGAAGGCAGCGACGACGAGACGUUAGAUCCGGGUCAGGAUGAAGAGGUGAGCCGGUGGGAGCAGGAGCAGAUCAGGAAAGGGAUCAGCAUACCACAGGUCCAAAGCAGCCAACCAGAGGACCCCACGGCCUACUACCACAACAGCUAUGAUAGUCAACCUUACGGCGCUGGUUACAGCAUGCCCUUCACGUACACCACGGCGCCUCCGCAGGCCGGCAAGCCCCCGGGCUCGGCAGACGGCCCUUUGGCUCACUUUGGGCUGUCUGUUAGUGACUUAGCCCCAGUGCCCAUUGAUCUGGUAAAGAAACGUCUGCAGGAUAGGCUCGGUCAUAUGCGCACAGGCCACAACGGCAACGUCAAUCGCUACAUGCAGAUCCAAGAAGACCUCACUGCCUCAGAGAGCGCCAUUGUGCAGCUGGACGGCUCGUCCAAUGACAAUGCAGAUCAAUAUCAAUUCUUGCAAGAGAUGCGAGGGUAUGUUGGAGACUUGCUUGAGUGUUUCGGUGAAAAGGUGCCUGCCAUCAAGGAGCUGGAGGCUGCCAUGCACCAGUUACUAAGGCAACGGGCCUCACGACUCGUCCAGAGAAGACAGGAUGAUAUUAAAGAUGAAUCGGCGGAGUUUGCAAGCCUUUCAAAUAAAGCAGUCAUGGCUCCCAGUCUGGACUCGUUCGGUCGCGAUCGCGCAUUGUAUCAAGAGAGCAACCGCCAGAGGAGGAUAGCGGAAAGAGAGGCCCGGCGAGCUCGGCGGCGUCAAGCACGAGAGCAGAACGGAAAGUGGGCAGAGCAUAAAGAAGGCUUGUCGUCCGAUGACGAGGAGACCUCGACCGACAUCACCGGCUUCGGCAUGGAGCACGAGCGCAUCAUCAGAGAAUGCAAGAAGGUUUUUGAGGAUGCGGUGGAGGACUUUCAUUCCCUGGACUACAUCAAAUCCCAAUUUGAAAUGUGGAGGAAGGACUACGCCGACAGCUACAGAGACGCUUACAUUGGCCUCUGCCUGCCCAAACUCUUCAGCCCUCUAGUUCGACUGCAGCUCAUCACAUGGAACCCUCUUGAGGCGCCGUGCGCAAACUUUGAGUACAUGGUCUGGUUCGAGACGCUGCUGUUUUACGGCUUUGAGGAGAACAGCGCGUUGGAGAAAGGAGACAGCGACAUCGGCCUGCUCCCAGCUAUCGUAGAGAAAGUCAUCCUCACCAAACUGACAGUGUUGUCAGAACAAGUGUGGGAUCCGCUGUCAAACAGUCAGACGGCACGGCUGGUGGCUUUCAUUCGCAGGCUGAUGAAAGGUUACCCAACCGUGCUGCACGGGGACAACCAAUACACGCGGGAGUUGUUGAAAACAGUGGUCCUGCGGGUCAGGCAGACAUUGGAUGAAGAUGUCUUCCAACCUCUCUACCCCAAAAAUUUGCUGGAAAACAAAAAUGGUGGUCCCUACUUAUUCUACCAGAGACAGUUCUGGAGUUGUUUGAAGCUUUUGAGGAACAUCUUGCAAUGGGAGGGGAUCAUCUCUACUUCUUGUCUGAAGGACCUGGCUUUAGACAGCACUCUGAAUAGGUACAUCCUCUCCGCGCUGCAGACUGCAGACGUCAGCGAGGACAACGUUCACAAGGCCCAGAAGGUGGUGGACUGUUUGCCAAUUCAGUGGUUCAACGGACUGAAGGGCCAGCAGACUUUGCCUCAGUUGGAGCCGCUGUGUCGCUACCUCGUCCAUUUGGCCAACUCGCUGCAGCGCAGCAGCGUGGGCGCUUCGGAUGUCGAACGACGUGUAACAAAGGAUCAAGUGAAGGAGAUUUUGAAGAUGCUGAUGUAUAUGAAGGCUGUGAACCACAUCAUUGCCGUGGCAGCUGAUCAAGGAAUUAAAGACAUCAAGUCUCUGUUGGAAACCAAGUCAUAGACAGAGACACAGCAGCACCGACAAGUUCUCCAUCGUUGGGCUGAAAUGUGCAUACUGAAUAAAACGCCCGUGUAAAUAUUGUGAAUAAUGUAUAGGAAGGUUCUUGUCUUCAUGCAUUUGUCUAGUACUCUUGUAUGAUCCAAUCUAAAAACACUGGCUACACACCAACAGUGCACAUAAAUACAUUUGGAUAAAACCGUCUCCAAAAAUACAGUGCAUAAUGAGCUAUGUAAAAACUCCUCUCACAUUCAUUUCUAUAUAUGCUAAAAGUGACACACACUGCUGCACCACACAAAAUAAUCCCACCAGCACCAACCAUACACAACACAUCGAAAAGUCUGCUUGUUUUAUCGUUUGAUUGCUUGUGAAUAAAGUGUACAUUUGGAAAUA